CUAUGUUUAUUCCGUUCUGAGUGGUUUAGAAUGCCGUAAUUUAACGGCAUUUAAAUGCCCUCUUUCAACACUUCUCCUCCAAAAUCCAACUGGAUGGGACCAUUCUCAGUUCUCAGCUGGUUGGACACUCAUCUGCCCAGCUAUAAAUGAGAUUUAAAGAAACAUAGGAGAGAGUGUUUCACUUCUGUAUUUCAAAAUCACAUUAAAAUGCAACGGAAAAGAAUGAGUUUAUUAUUGUUGUCCAGAUGAUAUACACAAUAGUCUUCUCCCCUUUUGCUCACUCUCCAGCUGCGAGUUGCUCAGCGCUGCACCUCAACGCCCAGUACUCCCGCUCGGCAGUUCGGAGCCACGAGUUUGUGCGGGUCACGUGACCGGCGCCCGGCGCCUCCGUCUCCGUUAACUGGAGGCGGCUGUGGGCAGUGCCUGACGCCGGCGCCGCGUCGCACCGGUCGGACGGUGUGUUUGUAAGCAUGCAGGUGCGGGAGUGAGAGGGUGUCGGGGAAAGGGCGUGUGUGUAUGCGCGCCCGCCCGGGUCGUCGGCCUGGCAGCCGCGGAGCCGAGCGGCGGUAGGCGUGGGCAGGGCGGAGCGCCCAGGGGCGGGAUAUCAUGACAGCGUUAGCCGCCGCCUCCUUUUUCUCCAACACUUGUAAUUUCGGUGGAUGCGGCCUCACCUUUAACACCCUGGCAGAACUUAUCGAGCACAUUGAAGACAUCCACAUAGAAAAUGACCCCAAGGUAUUGGAAAGGCAAGAGCAACAGCAGCCAUCGUAUAUCGCACUAAGUUAUAUCAAUAGGUUUAUGACUGAAGCUGCUCGCCGUGAGCGGGAACAAAUGAGAAAAAGACAUCAGGCCAAAUUAACACCAGCUCUUUCUAGUCCUGUGGGAAGAGGAGGCAUGCCUGUAUCACCUCACCCUGGCAAUGGGACCUCAGCGUUUCCAGGCACACCACCAGUUACACCAUCAUCUUCCGCCUGCAGUGGAACUCCAACUGGCAGUGAAUUAGAUGAAGAAGAAAUUGAAUGUGAAGAUUCCGACAGUGAUGAAUCAUGGACAACAGAAAGUGCUAUUAGCUCCGAGACUAUUCUAAGCUCAAUGUGCUUGAAUGGGGACGACGAGAAGCCGUUUGCUUGUCCUGUACCUGGCUGUAAAAAGAGGUACAAGAAUGUUAAUGGAAUCAAGUACCAUGCCAAGAAUGGCCACCGCACUCAAACCCGUGUCCGGAAACCUUUCAAGUGCCGCUGUGGGAAAAGUUACAAAACAGCUCAUGGGCUUCGUCACCACACCAUCACCUUUCAUCCACCAGUGUCAGUUGAUAUGCUUAGAAAGAUGCAGUUGUGAGGCAAUUCCCCCGUACCUGACUGAACUGCUAAUUGCAUACUCAGUUUUCUGCUAACAGGGGUGAGUGAAGAGAUUGAAUUUUCUCUCAAAACUAAUUGUUACAAAUCUUGAAAAAAGUUGCUCUUUAUUCUUUAUUUUUAAAUGAACUGUUUCUGUCUGAAAUAAACAUUUUUUUAGUACAAAGUUGUGUUCCCAUAAUGGCAUCAAAUGCUGCUACAAAUUAGAUACAAUAUUUUAAAUAUUAACUUUGAGUUCCAGGGGUACUAUUUUAAUUAAUGAUUAUUGCUUCUAAAAGCACUUCUCUAUUCCUUUAUGGAGCUUCAACACUCAAUUGUAGGUUACAUCUUAAAAUUGCUAAUACAAUAAAUUUAUCUUUUUUAUUGCAAAAUGUUUUUAAAGAUGCCAUUUGUUGUACAAAAAGGUGCUGCUAUACUUUAGAUCUCGAUGUUAGAAUCCUGGGAUCUAAGUAAAGGCAAGCUUGAUUUUUCAUUAUCAUUUAUAGAGUAUUUUGAUGGGAAAUCACCCUAACCGAUCCUUCUGUCAUAUACCACUAGAUUGAAUGUAAUGCUGUGCCAGAUUUGUUUUCAUGUGGGGGGAUGCAAUCCUCUUACCAUGUAAUAAAAAUUUCUCUGGAUCAAUUCAUGAGAAUUUGACAGUUGUUUCAAAGUUUCCCCUAAACCAAAUUAAUCUUUAUCUUGAAGAAAAAAUAUAUUUAAAAAUUUCUAAAUUUAAAUUUGAAAUGGAAUUAAAUAGAAUCAUUUAAUGUCAGAAUCUAAGAUUGAAAGUACUUGAUCUAGAAUUCUAACAAUAGAAGUCAUGUUUUUGUCAUGAAAAUAGUAAACUAACCACAACCACACUAGUUAGGUUGUUUAUAAAGAUGAGAAAAACUAAAUGCAUUGUUCCCAGGUUAAAAGAUACUUAAUUUCUUGAGACAUGUGUUGGCCUUUAGUGUGCUAAAUUAGUGUGUGUGUGUAGUUAAAGCAGCAUGUGCACCAUAUGCUUAUAAAUAAGGUUUGCCUGUUUACAACUAAAUAAUGUACUGUUGCAUUAAAAGAAAUUCUGUUGUCAGCAAGUUAAGUCAUGGCAAUUUGGUUACUUAUUGGAUGCCUGCCUAAAAUAUAAUCCUGACCUAGUUCUGCUUUUAUAAUGCAGUAUCAGCACUUUGAAAGUUUUAAAAGAUUAUGUCUGUGAUUCAGAAAAUAUGAAAAUGUCAUAUUUUAUUUUAGAUAAUUAAUCUUGACCCUGGCAACCUUUUUUUUGUUCUGCUUUUCCUUAUUCAAGAAAGAAAGACUAACAGUUUCAGACUGGUAAAGCUGGACACCCAGUUUUCUUUAGUAUAAUGUCAUUUUACAAGUAUUAAUAUUACAUGUCAGUGCCUAAAAUUUGAUCAAUGGUGAAAUUUCAUUGAGGUAUUUGAGAAGAGUCAAUCUGCUUCAAGUUUGAAAACACUAUGUACAGUUUGUACUAGUAAGAAUUUUGGAUGGAAUAAUCACUGCCUAAAGAUCAGAAGAUGUCUAUUUGCUGCCCCUUCUCCCAUUUCAUGUUUUCAAACUGAGAAGAGUAUAACAGUUUAGAUUCAGUACUUUUAUGGUUGCAAUGAGUGUGACUCUGUGUUAGUUAAUAGCGACUAUAUUUAUCUUCUGGCUUUCUUCCUAUACUGGGAAAGGUAUUCACAACCGCCAUAAAGUGUUCCAACAAUGUUACUGACAUUUGUCAAAGCUCACCCAUAGGGGGUAGCAGAGGUCAAAAGACAGUCAAAAGCUGGUUUUGAAACAGCCUCUGAAUAGAUUUUGGCUUCAGCAGCUUCUUUACCUAAAGUAGAAAGUCAAACUUCAUUACAAUUCCCUGUUUUUAACUCGAUCUGGAUCGAGACAACAGUAUUAGAUUCACUCUCUUUAAAGUGCAACCUGUACUUGGUCUUUAACGUAGAUGUGUAACAAUUUAUUAUUUUUAAUCAGAAUGUGAACAAUAUUUUAAAAAAUGAGGUCUCCUAUCAUAAAUAUUAAAUAAUGAGAUGACUUUGUUAUAUAAUAGCAAUACAGACAGAAUUUUCUGAUUCCUCAUCAAUCACUGAGAAGUUCUUAUUGCUUGGGAUCAAUUAUUCAAAUCUAAGCUAAAAUUAAUUUUUCUAUCUUAGAAAAUAUAGAUCUUUAAUAAAGUCUAUUCUGAAAAUGGGAAAAGGUGAAGUCAGGUGAAACGCUAUAGUUGAACAAAAAGCUUAUUAAUUCUGUCAGAUUUUAAAAUGUACAUAUCUUUGGCAUAUACGUUUUGUAUAAUUUAUUCCUAUUAAAAUUUCAACUUUAAUUCUUGUCCCAGAAUAAACUGGUUCCUCCAAAGAAUAAAAUGAUUAGAAGUGGCCUGAAGUACCUGAAUAUGAAAGUAUGCCUAUGAUGUAUUGAGCAACAGAUGGCUGAAAACUUCAGGUCUUCCAAAUUUGUAGCUGCCAAAAUCACCAUAAAAUGUUGUCCAAAUUGGCACUUAGCUAAAUUCCCAGUUUACCUGCUAAAUAGCAAAGAUUUGAAAAUUUACAAGGAAUAAGAUUUAUGACAUUCAUAUUUAAAUUAACCAGAUAUCUUGAGUAUUGUUUUCUUGUUCCACUGAACUGCUUACCAGUUGCAUUUAAUCCCAAGCAAUUAUCCAUUUCACUGACUGGUCAAAUCGAAAGCAAUCAGAGGACCAACAUCACAUGGAACAAUAUAAUAAAAUUCAGAUAAAUAAUUUUAAUGACUUAUUAAGGUUCUGAAUUGAAAACACUAUUUCUCAGAAAGGUUCCUUUUAUUUGGAAGGUCCAUAAUCAAAUGCAUUGUGCUUUGGUUUUGAAAUAUACUUUAGAUAGUCUUUGCUACACUCAUCUUUCUCACCAUCUCUCUCGUUCAUUUGCUUCACUUUCCUCACGUACUCAUCUCACCACAAAAUUAAUGGUUAUGGCACAAGGUAUGAGUUUUUAUGCCACUUUACAGUGAUUAAAAAUGUUUUUUUGUGAGGAUGGUAAGACUUGGAUAAUGUAAUUUAGAUAGUAUGAUUUUCAAAAUAAUGAAAUUAAAAUCUGUUCAUCUCCAGGAUAUUUGGUUACAUCAGAAAUUACGAUGGCGGGUCCCAUAAUCAUGAUAAUAUGACAAAAUAAACUCAUUGAAAGAAUUGUUGGUAUUGCACUUUUCAGAAAAAAGUUAUUAUUCUUAAGUCACAUUAUAUAUGCUCAGUAAUUAACAGUAGACGAAAUGUAUGAAAUGCAAGAUGGCUGUCUUAUAUUUUUGCAAUUCAAGGAGAAAUUGCAGGCCUGCACAUGUCUGUCAAGAAAUAUAGUUAAUGGUUUAGCUUGACAACCUUUCAUCGGACUAUUUAACUGAGCAUUUUGAGUUUUAAAAUGACUAAAAUAAUUGUGCUUGAUGCUGAAACUGCCAAACUUUAUUAGUUAAAAGUGCUAAUAAGUUUUAGUCCAGAUUUAUUUCCUUCAGUAUUUGAAUGCUCUUUGCCAUUUUCAAAGGUUUUUAUUCACUUUGAUCUUCUGCAUUUGUGAUCAAAUAGAAAGUAUAACAGAACCAAUGAAUAUUUAUUAAGGCAAGAAUAUUACUCCAAGCUAGAGGUUUUGUCUUAUAGUUUUCAUGUUGCUUAAUGAGUAAUUAGUGGUCUGGACUAAUAAUAGAAAGGAAGUCAAAAUGACAUUGUAAAGUUUUGAGAAUUUGGUUUAAAUCUGGAACACACUGCUGUCUGGUAAUACGACAAAGCUGUUGGACUGUUACAAAAUCUCUAUCAUCGUAAUGUCCAUUUAGAGAAGGAGGUCUAUCAUUUUUAACCAGUCCCAUACCAACAUAAACAACAGAA
Mobula hypostoma (lesser devil ray) is the source of this 5160-nucleotide messenger RNA. RefSeq names its product juxtaposed with another zinc finger protein 1-like. The record is from RefSeq and is a predicted model, not a curated record. The transcript is spliced from 5 exons. The coding region runs from base 607 to 1338 and encodes 243 amino acids. NCBI's taxonomy places the organism in Eukaryota, Metazoa, Chordata, Chondrichthyes, Myliobatiformes, Myliobatidae. Gene Ontology annotation, cellular component: nucleus.